CUUCGUGUUCGUUGCCUGAUAUUGUCAACAUUGUUGCCUUUCUGUCCAAACAAAAAGUGUUCUCCAAGAUCUAUCCGAUCGGGGACCAAUCAGCAGCCCGAAUCUACUGGAUUCCGGGAUGAGUUCACCCGCAUUUAUGGCCACUGCAAUAAUCAAGUGUUGUUAAGCCGGAUUGUUUAUUGUUCCUGCUCCUCCCUCUAAUCAGCUCAGCAAGAUAGGUGUCUGAUCGAGAAAGCCAAUACUACUCAGUAAUAACAGUGUUACGCUCUAAUCUUUAUUCCUGAGCAACCCAUUCACCCAUUCACCCAUUUCCAGACCUACCCUGCCUGACACGUGAACCGGCAAUCAUUAAACACCACCACCAUCGCCAUCACAAUCAUUGUCACCACCUCCACAAGCCAGUCCACAAUGUCCGCUCGUCGCGCAGUCGAUAAAUCCUCUGCUAAGGAUGUGGUCACUCCGUCAAAAUCCGAGAAGUCCUCUGACUCGGAUGUAACCCCUGCAGUUCCCACAAAUGUUAUCAUGAAACUGCUGGGCUUCUCCGCCGCCAUGGUGAUUGCACCUAUUGGCAUUUACUUUAUCACGGUUGAUUUCAUCGGUGGAAGUGCCACUGUCGGCGGCAUCGUUGCAGCCAUCAUGGCCAACAUCGUCCUCUUCUCCUACGUCUACGUCGCGUGGAAAGACGAUCAGGCGGAGAGAGAGGCCGAUGCCAAGCAGACAGAGAAGAAGGCGCAGUAGUGCGGAUUUUCGAGUAUGAUUUGGUCUUUGUUUUCAAUAUCAUUCAAUACCAGGUGUUUGAUCUACGGCGUUCCAGGGGCAGUUGCGUGUAUGCUAUGUAUCUAUCAUGUGUCUAUGGGUGAUUGCUCCAGAAUAUCAAUUUUGCAAGUCCUAAUGGGACCGAGCAUCGGUG
Aspergillus uvarum CBS 121591 is the source of this 910-nucleotide messenger RNA. RefSeq names its product vacuolar ATPase assembly integral membrane protein VMA21. The record is from RefSeq and is a predicted model, not a curated record. The coding region runs from base 409 to 738 and encodes 109 amino acids. Gene Ontology annotation, biological process: vacuolar proton-transporting V-type ATPase complex assembly. The transcript has 3 exons. Gene Ontology annotation, cellular component: endoplasmic reticulum membrane. NCBI's taxonomy places the organism in Eukaryota, Fungi, Ascomycota, Eurotiomycetes, Eurotiales, Aspergillaceae.